GCGACGACGACGAUUCCCGCGGAUCCGCCCGCCGAGGCCGCGCCACUGCCACCGCCACAGGCCGGAGCCACACCAGCGCCAGCGCCGCCGCCGCAUCCCAGCUUGACACAAAGGCUGCGAUACUCGCUCCUGAAGUCCAUCGCCAGAGCCGCCGGCAGCACAGACCGCACGCUUGUCCGCCUCGCAAAGCUCGUCUCCACGCCCGACGGCAUCGACAUCCUGCUCACGACAACAUGCUACACCCUCACCCUUGUCCACGCACUGCUGUCGCGCAUCCUCGAGCGCCGCCUCGCCCACAUGGCCGCUGGUAUCGCUGAAAAGGCAGACGGCGUCUUGCCCCCGAGCACAAAGGCCAUGGCGCAGAUUGUCGCCAGUGCAACGGCCAUAGAGCAAGUCAUCUCUGACUAUCGCAUCUUCGCACGCAUGUGGGGUCUGCUGGGCCUGUAUGCCUGGGCGAGGGCGACCUGUCACGACCCGCUUCCCGUGAAUGCUGGACGGCAAGAGACGAUACUGCGCGGCCUGACGUGGGCCAGCGUUGUGUCGAGCGUGGCCUUCCAGGUUCUAGAGAACGGCGCAUAUCUGAGCUCCAAGGGAGCACUGACAACAGACCGCUGGACGGGAGCGGCUGGGAAGGCGCGGGAAACCCAGUGGUGGCUCUGGAGCUCGCGCUUCUGGGCCGCCUAUGUGGGCAUGGAAAUCCUUCGUCUUGCCAUCUUGCGAUACUACCGCGAGCCAGCGCCCACUGCGCUUGUUGGUGGCGACGGCGAGAAAGAGGACAAGAUGAGCAUGGAGGAGAGCAUCAAGGCGGCCAAGCAAGAAAACUGGGUGUGGUGGAAAGACCUGACUUCCAAUGUGGCUUUAGCCCCCAUGACAAUACACUUUUCCAUGGAGCAAGGCCUGCUUAGUAAUGCCGGCAUGGGCAUCUGUGGCACUGUUGCUGGCGUAGCAUUGCUGAUAGAUGCUUGGGCGAGGACUGCAUAGUCGCCAUGCAAGCCGUGGAAGAUUUUUAAUCCCUGGUCCAGUCCACGCAGCAUUGCGGAUUGCCGCCGGGGCCUAUACAAGACAGGCUCAAAUCUCCUGUUGUGUGCACCCCCCAACACACACUCCAUCCCAAGUAUCACAGAUAGAUAGACAAACCCUCAUGACACUUGAAUAUUAC
Messenger RNA from Exserohilum turcica Et28A, 1159 nucleotides. RefSeq lists its product as uncharacterized. The record is from RefSeq and is a predicted model, not a curated record. Lineage: Eukaryota; Fungi; Ascomycota; Dothideomycetes; Pleosporales; Pleosporaceae. The transcript has a single exon. The coding region runs from base 298 to 981 and encodes 227 amino acids.